AUGUCUGGGGGUAGAAGGCGUAGAGGGGGGGAGGAGAGCAAAGCCAAGAAAAAAGCAAAGAGGCAUCGCUCAUCUUCAGCAGCAAGAGCAGCAGCAGUAGAAAAAGCAGCAGCAGGUUCUGCUGCUGCUCGUUCUCAAAAGAAUGCAGAUGGGCCGUUGCAGCAGCAGCAGCAGCAGCAGCUGCAGCAGCAGCAGCAACAACAGCAGCACCAGCAUGAACGCCAUCGCCGUUCUUCGAUCUCUUCCCGUAGUUCUGGGAGUCGAUCCCGAUCCCGAUCCCGAUCCCAGACCCCACAACCCCAGGAGAAAGCCAGCGAAAGUGAUAGCUUCUGGGCCAAACAAGCAUCAGCAUGGGUCUCUAAUAAGACAUCAGAACAGGGCCCCACAGCUCUAAUGGCUUUGAUAGCAACUCAAGCAGCAGUACAGAUGGCGUCUCAGGCAGAGGGCAACAAUCAGAGGGGCCCCCCAGACACUAGAGGUAUGAGAGGGGGCCCUAGGGGGCCCCCUCCCCCUCCUCCACCACCAAUAGGAGAUCCAGCUAAGGCUGGGGGCCCCCCUACCUUCUCAGGUCCGCCUCUCUCUAUGCCUGGGGGAUUGCCUAUGCCUCACCCGAUGGGGCCCCCAGUGGGGCCCCCAGGGCCCCUUGGGGGGGGCCUCCCAAUGCCUGGGGGCCCCCCACAUCCUCCAGGCUUCCCGGGGGCCCCGGGGGCCCCAGGGGGCCCCUCUUUCUUAGCAAGCAUCGGUGGAGGGUUCAUGCCUCCUACAGGAAUGGGGCCAGGGGCCCCACAGGGUGGUAUGAUGCAGGGGCCUGCUGCUGCUGGUGCUGCAGCAGCUGCUGCUGCUCCCAGUGCUGCAGGAGAGCGGGCUGAGGGGGCCCCUGGGGGCCCCCCUCGUGGGGGUAAAGGCAUCCCUCAGUGGCUGAGAGAGGUGGUGCUGGAGGCAGGGAGUCAGCAGAAAGCAGCAAAAGAAUCAAAGGAAGAAGAUAAAGAAGAAGGGGGACAGCUGCUGACUCCUUCUUCUAAGGGAGGCAACUCUCCUCGUGGGGUGUCUCCAGAGACAGGAGCGGAGACAGCAGGAGAGCGUCGGCGUUCAGGUGCUUCAGAGGGCGGCGCAGCAGCAGCAGCAGCAGCAGCAGCAGCAGCAGCGCCUCCUCCUCCUCCUCUAGUGGAUCAAAUAAAAGAAGCUGUUACAGAGAUCCUUACAGCAGUAACGGACGAAGUAUUUAGAGAGGCAGCGCGAGAAGCAAUCAGCAACCACAGAAGAAAGCAGAGAAUAACGGGGAAGACAACAAUUGGUGUGAGGCUGCAAGGCGCAGCAGCAGCAGCAACCGAAGGCGAGCAGCAGCAGCAGCAGCAGCAGCAACAGCAGCAGCAGCAGCAGCAGCAGCAGCAGCAGCAGCCGGAGGGACUCGGUGCAGCUAAGAGAGAAGACAUGGAGAAGACACGCGGAGUGCUUAAUUCUGAGGGAGUUUGCCCGGGUGCCGUUUAA
Messenger RNA from Eimeria acervulina, 1488 nucleotides. RefSeq lists its product as hypothetical. The transcript has 4 exons. The record is from RefSeq and is a predicted model, not a curated record. The coding region runs from base 1 to 1488 and encodes 495 amino acids. Lineage: Eukaryota; Apicomplexa; Conoidasida; Eucoccidiorida; Eimeriidae.